GGGGCCAAGCCCCCUGCUCAGUGCCACCCACCGGGAGACCCAUCCUGGGGCCGCUCCUUUGGAGAGCUGUUUUGGGGUCCCCCCAGUGAUGUGGGGCCGGGGUACGCCCCAGCCAUGUCAUUCCGUAAGGUGGUGCGGCAGAGCAAAUUCCGGCACGUCUUUGGGCAGCCAGUGAAGACAGAGCAAUGCUACGAUGACAUCCGUGUAUCCCGCGUCACCUGGGACAGCACCUUCUGUGCUGUCAACCCCUCCUUUGUGGCCAUCAUUGUGGAGGCCAGUGGCGGUGGAGCCUUCCUGGUACUGCCCCUGCACAAGACUGGCCGCAUUGAUAAGUCGUACCCCACUGUGUGUGGGCACACAGGCCCUGUGCUAGACAUCGAGUGGUGCCCACACAACGACCACAUCAUUGCCAGUGGUUCCGAGGACUGCACUGUCAUGGUGUGGCAGGUGCCUGAGGGGGGCCUCGUGCAGCCACUCACAGAGCCAGUGGUGGUGCUGGAGGGACACUCGAAGCGUGUAGGCAUCAUUGCCUGGCACCCCAGCACCCGCAACGUGCUGCUCAGUGCAGGCUGUGACAACGUGGUGCUGAUCUGGAAUGUGGGUACGGGAGAGGAGCUGUACCGUCUGGAGGGGCUGCACCCUGACCUCAUCUACAGCGUGAACUGGAGCCGUGAUGGGAGCCGUUUCUGCACUGCCUGUAAGGAUAAGAGUGUGCGUGUCAUUGACCCCCGCCGCGGCACUGUGCUGCUGGAGAAAGAGCGGGCACAUGAGGGUGCACGCCCCAUGCGUGCCAUCUUCCUAGCUGAUGGCAAGAUCUUCACCACUGGCUUCAGCCGCAUGAGCGAGCGGCAGCUAGCACUGUGGGACACGGAGAACCUGGAGGAGCCCAUGGGUCUGCAGGAGCUGGACUCAAGCAAUGGGGCCUUGCUGCCCUUCUACGACCCUGACACCAAUGUGGUCUACGUCUGUGGCAAAGGCGACUCGAGCAUCCGCUACUUCGAGAUCACAGAGGAGCCACCCUACAUCCACUUCCUCAAUACAUUCACCAGCAAGGAGCCGCAGCGAGGCAUGGGCUGGAUGCCCAAGCGUGGGCUGGACGUCAGCAAGUGUGAGAUUGCCAGGUUCUACAAGCUGCAUGAGCGUAAGUGUGAGCCUAUCAUCAUGACAGUGCCAAGGAAGUCGGACCUAUUCCAGGACGACCUGUACCCCGACACGGCGGGCCCCGACCCGGCGCUGGAGGCAGAGGAAUGGGUGGCGGGGCAGACAGCGGGGCCGUUGCUGGUGUCCCUGCGCCAGGCCUACGUCCCCAGCAAGCAGCGGGAGCUGAAGGUGAACCGCCACUCCCUGCUGCACGACGGCCGUUCUGCCGCCACCGCCAGCACUGCGCCGGUGCCCAUCGCCCCCAGCUCCCGUCUCAGCGCACCCCCGGCCCUGGGCACCGGGACCGCCGCCCCAGCGGUGGGCGGGCGGCUGGACGAGGUGCUACAGGAGAUGGCGGCACUGCGGACGCUCGUGACGGAGCAGGGCCAGCGCAUCGCCCGCCUGGAGGAGCAGCUCAGCCGCCUGGAGAACGGACACGUCUAGGGGCAAACCGGACCACCCACCCAGUGACUGCGUGGGGGCUGCCCCCCGCAGCCGGGGACCAAGCCUGUAUCUCCUGAGCCCUCCUCGUGUCCUCCCCUGGGGUUAUAUUCUGUCCCUCAGGGAUCGCGUCUCCCCCUCCACUCAGGGUCCUGUCCCCACCCCGCUUGUUGCCCCUCGUUCCAUCUACCCAGCCGUCCCCCCUGCAGCUCCCCCAUCACCCUUACUGCCUUACUGGGCGCUGCCCACCUGUGGAUCGUGGACCACUUUGCCCCCUGCUGCCUCGCUGUAGCCCUCAAGGGUUAGUGGGGAGGUUCUUGGGAUCAAACACUAAAGCAUCUCGCACCCCCCGUGCCCGCAGGGUUGGGUAGUGUCAUCUCCCUUUACCAUCUGGCACAGCCACGGGAUCCCCUUCUCCUUUUCCCUCCCUCUAGGGCAGGGUCCAAAUCUAUAUUUUCACUCCAAAUAAAGCUCUUUAUAAUAAA
Molecule: messenger RNA, 2066 nt
Organism: Meleagris gallopavo (turkey)
Lineage: Eukaryota; Metazoa; Chordata; Aves; Galliformes; Phasianidae
Gene: CORO1B
Product: coronin 1B
Biological process (GO): actin filament organization; cell migration
Molecular function (GO): actin filament binding
Source: RefSeq, a predicted model, not a curated record